Alosa alosa (allis shad) is the source of this 1914-nucleotide messenger RNA. RefSeq names its product harbinger transposase derived 1 (gene harbi1). The transcript is spliced from 2 exons. The record is from RefSeq and is a predicted model, not a curated record. The coding region runs from base 426 to 1475 and encodes 349 amino acids. Lineage: Eukaryota; Metazoa; Chordata; Actinopteri; Clupeiformes; Clupeidae.
UACAAACGUGUGCAAGAUAGGGCUCUGACGAGACCUUUUAUUGUCUAGCCUAUGUGCGAGACACACUUUAACCAAUGUUAGGUAUGGUAAGGGAUAAUAGGUUACAAUACAUUAUCUCCGUUUUACCCAAAUUAUUUUACUACGCUUGGCAAUUAGCAGGAUUAGUAUUCGUCAUGUAAAAAUCCCGCUGCUAUGUUGCUACUGUGCCUGGUGCUUGUGACUAGUCUAAUUCAAGAUGUGAAUCAUUGUUGAAAUAUUAGCAGGUUAAAAUAUUCAUUGGUGCUGUCUACCACACCUAUAUAGACUUGCCAUUUUACUCUUUGUUUGUGAUAUUAUCUUCAGUAGCCUAGCCGAAAGUUGGAGUAUUCACUGGCAUUUUCUUGAAUUUUAUAGGUGGGUCUACUACCUGAAAAGAUCAUUCAUUAAUGAUGGCAAUACCAAUAGCAAUACUAGAUUGUGACUUACUGCUUCAUGGAAGAGGACAUAAAACACUGGACAGAUUUGACAUAGACUCUGUUUCGGACGAAUUCCUGUUGACAACAUUUGGUUUCCCAAGAGAGUUCAUUUACUACUUGGUGGAACUGUUGCGGGACUGCCUGACGCGACGCACACAGAGAUCCAGAGCCAUCAGUCCGGAUGUACAGAUUCUGGCUGCUCUCGGAUUUUACACAUCAGGGUCUUUUCAAAGCAAAAUGGGAGACGCUAUAGGCAUCAGCCAGGCCUCCAUGAGUCGCUGUGUUACAAACGUUACUAAAGCGUUGAUUGAGAAGUCAGCAGAAUUCAUUUGUUUUACUAGAGAUGAUUCCACCAAACAGCAGUCCAAAGAGGAGUUUUACAGGGUAGCUGGAAUACCUAAUGUCAUAGGCGUAGUAGACUGUGGUCAUAUAGCCAUCAAAGCCCCCAAUGCUGAAGACUCAUCUUAUGUUAAUAAGAAAGGCUUUCAUUCAAUUAACUGUCAGAUUGUUUGUGAUGCAAGGGGACUUUUACUAUGCGCUGAGACACAUUGGCCUGGGAGUCUGCAGGAUGAAUCCAUAUUUAAACAGUCUUCUGUCUUAAAGUAUUUUGAAGAGCAAGACAAGGAUGAAGGCUGGUUAUUAGGAGACAACUGCUACCCACUGAAGAAAUGGUUAAUGACACCUGUACAGAACCCAGAGGCUCCUGCUGAUUACCGCUACAACCUUGCCCACACAUCCACACAUGAGAUUGUUGAUCGCACAUUCAGAGCCAUACAGACAAGAUUUCGUUGUCUAGAUGGCUCCAAGGGCUACCUGCAGUACUCACCUGAGAAGUGUGCUAACAUAAUCUUAGCCUGCUGUGUUCUCCAUAAUGUCUCACUUCAGUCAGGACUAGAUGCUUGGACCUUUGAGAGGACUGAGGCCAAAGACCAAUCUGAUGAAAUGACUGAACACCCAGACACUGUGGACUCUGAGGCACACAGAAUACGUCAGGAGCUCAUUCUCAAUCACUUCAGCUAAACAUAGUAUUCUUUGCAAAGAUCGGGUUCAGGAAUAGUCUUGCAUUUUAUGGCGAUAAGGGAUAGUUCACCCAGAAAUUAAAACUGGGUAACCAUCUAUUCAGCCCCAUGCUAGAGACCUACAGUGUUGCCCUAUGGUAGAGAACAGGGUUACCAAGACAGACAUGCAGGCAUGUGCAUUUAACCCUGCAGAAGUCAAGACGCAUCAAUCUAUAAUGGCCAUGUAGGAUUUAAGGAAGUCCACAUAGAGGUCAAUCGAACUUUUACACUAAAUGAGACUUUCUAACAUCAUUUUAUUCAGAAUUAAAUCACAAAGAAUUCACACACAAAAAAAAUCAGUUUGUUUACCAAAAAUGCAUACCGUAGGCCUGUUUAAAUGGAUGCUCAUUCCUGAGAUCCCUGUUGCAUAUGUUUGGUACAGAAUAAAGAAUUGAAGUGCU